CUCUCUCUCUCUCUCACAGUGAAAGAUCCCCACGCGGUGUGUGUGCAGGAUGGGUGGACAGCAGGAAGAGGAGCCGUCUGUGCGCUUGUUUCGGGAGUACCUGAGGAUCCGGACUGUCCAUCCUCAGCCAGACUACGAUGGUGCGAUUAAGUUUCUGGAGAGGAUGAGUGUGGAGCUGGACCUACCCUUGAAGAAGAUUGAGGUUCACCCAGGUCGGACUGUUGUCAUCAUCAGCUGGGAGGGGACGGACCCCAAGCUCAAAUCCAUUCUCCUGAAUUCCCACACGGAUGUGGUGCCUGUCUUUGAGGAGCAUUGGAAACACGACCCAUUUGCAGCUGUGAAAGAUGAGCAGGGCAAUAUUUAUGGCCGGGGGACACAGGACAUGAAGUGUGUCACCAUUCAGUAUAUCGAAGCAAUUCGGAGAUUGAAAUCAGAAGGGAAGCGAUUUCCACGGACAAUCCAUUUGUUGUUUGUUCCUGAUGAAGAAAUCGGGGGUGUGAACGGGAUGGCCAAGUUUGUCCAUUGUGAAGAGUUCCAGGCGAUGCGUGUCGGUUUUGGGCUCGAUGAAGGUUUGGCUAACCCCACUGAUGCCUUCACAGUCUUCUAUGGUGAGAGGAGCGUGUGGUGGGUCACCGUGCACUGCCCGGGCUGUCCAGGACAUGGCUCCCGCUUCAUAGAGAACACAGCUGCAGAGAAGCUGCGUAAAGUUCUGAAUUCAUUCUUGGACUUUCGAGAGAAGGAGAAGAAGAGGUUAGAUCUGAGUCAGUGCUUGACCCUCGGAGAUGUUACCACCAUCAACCUGACCUUAUUACAAGGAGGCGUUGCCUAUAAUGUUGUCCCUGAAGAGAUGAUGGCGAGCUUCGAUAUUCGCAUUCCCCCAACUGUGGAUCUGAAGGCCUUUGAAGAGCAAAUUAAGACGUGGUGUCAGGAUGCUGGCGAUGGAGUUGUGUACGAAUUUCACCAGAAAGGCAUGGACCAGUCAGUGACAUCUAUCGACAAGUCUGACCCCUGGUGGAAAGCUUUCAGUAGCACAUGCCAGAAGCUGGACAUGACCCUGCAAUGUGAGAUCUUCCCAGCUGCCACAGACAGUCGAUACAUUCGUGCUGUGAGUAUUUCAGACAAUCCCAUCCAAGUUCCCGGGAGCUGAGCCAGACGGUGGGAGCGCUGUGGGUGUUUGGGAAUGUUGCAAGGCAGAGGUCUGUCACUGAGGGCGGGGUGAUAUCUUGGGAUGCAGCUCAGGAUUUGGGGGUAGCACAAGGUGAGAGG
Molecule: messenger RNA, 1266 nt
Organism: Chiloscyllium plagiosum (whitespotted bambooshark)
Lineage: Eukaryota; Metazoa; Chordata; Chondrichthyes; Orectolobiformes; Hemiscylliidae
Source: RefSeq, a predicted model, not a curated record